AUGUCGCAGUGCGCAGCUGUCACGACAAGGCGAUCGCCGGUGCUGCGGGCACGGGGGCCUUCCCCCCACCCACUCGUUGCCACCGCGCUCGUUGCUCUCUGUAUUUGGCUUCAGCACACGGCCCCUGCCGCAGCGCAAAGCGACAGCGACUACUACGAUGGCACAUACUAUUACCACGUCAUCUUCCGCAGCGCCCCGGGCGGUGGCGACUCGGUAGAUGGUCCCAGUGGAGUGGGCGUAUACGGUGUAGUCGGCUACGGCGGCGCCAUGGUCGGCGGCGGGGUCGUGUUCUCGGACAUGGGAGGCAGCGGCUCGGCCAUUCGCCAGAUCUCCAACGCAGGUUAUCUUUCCACCGUUGCCGGCAAUCUCAGAAAAAAAGGCAUCCAGGACGGCCCUUCCGCAGAGGCCCUCUUUGGCGGCAUCCCUACUGGUGACAGUCGUGCCAACUCCCUCGCGUACGGUAACGGCGGCUUCUACGUGGCCGAUACCCUGAACGACGCCCUUCGCUUCGUCAACGCCACGACGAACGUGACAACGACGAUUUUGAACGCGGAUACCCUGAAUACGCCAAACUCGCUUGCCGUUUCAAUCAUCAGCGACAAAACCUCCGUCUUCAUCUCCAAUACCGGCUACCAUAGUGUUCUCUAUAUUCCGAGCCUGGGCAGUCCGGUAGGGGAGGUGAACUUCACCAGCAACCCCUACUUCGUGCCAGGUGCGAUCACCGUUCUUCCCCAUCUCAGUCGCGCCUUCAUCAUGAACGCGACCUUGCAGAUGUACUGCUGGUCGUACAUCCAGCCCGGUUCUCAGUCGUGGAAGGUGAGCACGCCUCUCGCAGUCGACUUUGGUCGAAUCCUCCAAGGGAGCGAAGACGGUAACCAGGUGUUGUAUGUGACCACCAACGGCAGCACAAUCGCCAGUCUUGACGCGACAGCAUCGCCGGCCACCUCGCCAUCGCUGGUGCCGCAGAAAGUGAUCGACCUUGACACUUUGUUAAUCGGCGGUAAGAUUCAGCUCUUCUUCCAGCGUACCUCCGACAGCUGGUACAUCCUCACCACUACCCAGUUUUUGAUUGUCUCAGCGACCCCUAUCCAUCCGGAUGAGAGCAGCAGCAGCGGCAGCAGCAGCGAAGGCAUCCUUUCAGGUCGCCACAAAGGUAUUGCAGCCUUCCCUACAGCAGCCUUCCCCACCAACGACAGCUGCCUCAUGACCCAGGUCUACAACUGGAUGCGCAUCGACGCUACGGAGGCGUACAACACCGACGACUUUCUAAACGAGUUCGUGGUACCUCCAACGGACUUCGCGACGCUCGUGGGCGGCGACGUGAACGUUUCGGCGUGGUGCGGCAACAUUACCACCGACCGCAGCAACGACGGCACGAUUUUGAUUUUGAUAUUCUGGGGCCCGCGAGGCCACGACCCGUUGUACACGCAAGAUCGCUUGGCGAAAUCCCCGUGGAAAGGGACGCAAGCGUUUUUGAAAUCGCUGAAUAGCAGUGGCUGGAACCUUGCCCCCUUCUGCUUCUACAACUGCACCACCGGCUGUAAGACGAUCACGGCCCCCAAGUGCUCCGCGUACAACAUCGGAUCGGCGUGCGAUGACGUGUGCAAGGGUGCCAUCGCGUCCUCAGUGGUGAUAGCAGCAGCUGGCGUCGUGCUCCUUUUACUCAUGAUUGUUAGCCCAUCGAACAUCUUCACGGCGGUGGUAAUGGUGCCUAUCAUUUGA
This is a messenger RNA of Leishmania major strain Friedlin, 1722 nucleotides long. RefSeq names its product flagellar glycoprotein-like protein. NCBI's taxonomy places the organism in Eukaryota, Euglenozoa, Kinetoplastea, Trypanosomatida, Trypanosomatidae. The record is from RefSeq and is a predicted model, not a curated record. Bases 1 to 1722 code for a protein of 573 amino acids. The transcript has a single exon.